UCCCCCAUGUCAGAUCUUCUCUAAAUUAUGGAAAUUUUGGGGAAGACGCUGACGUGGAUAUUGAGCCUGCUUUUGGCCGCUGCUGAUCCUCAGAGCCUUUCUUACAGUUCUCAAGAGGAGUUUCUGUCCCACCUGGAGGACUACCAGCUCACGGUGCCUGUUCGGCUGAACGAUAAGGGCGAGUACAUGAGUUACACUGUGAAACAGCACCGGGCCGGACGCAGGAGACGGGCGCUGGACCAAACCGGGCCGGACGUCGCGGAGACCAGACUCUUUUACCACCUGUCAGCUUAUGGCAAGCACUUUCACCUGAACCUGACGCUCAACCCCAAUCUGGUGUCCAGACAUUUCACUGUAGAGUACUGGGGCAGGGAGGGGCAGGAGUCGCGCCACGCCGUGGUGGACGAUUGCCAUUACGUCGGAUACCUACUGGAUCAGUACGACACUACAGGAGUGGCACUGAGUAACUGCGACGGCCUGCACGGCGUCAUCACCACAGAAGAAGAGCAGUAUCUAAUCGAACCCCUAAGGGACGCGUCCUCCACAAACUCCAGCCAGUUCCCCGGCGGAGGACAUCCGCACGUUAUUUAUAAAAAAUCCUCCGUCCCCUUGCGGCAGGAGCGCAGCGAGGAGCUCAGCUGCGGCGUUUCAGACCUCACCGUGAAGCAGACGCCAUGUGGGAAAAGCAGCCACGCCCCCAUGGCUCCGCCUCCCUCGCAGAGUAACCGCACCUCUGUCGGUGCUCAGCGUCAGCGGCGCUCCAUCAGCUCCGAGCGCUUCGUGGAGACCCUGGUGGUGGCCGACAAGAUGAUGGUGGGCUACCACGGCCGCAAGGACAUCGAGCACUACAUCCUGUCCGUCAUGAAUAUUGUUGCCAAACUUUACCGUGAUGCCAGUCUAGGAAACGUUGUGAACAUUAUCGUGACCAGGCUGAUCGUCCUGACCGAGGACCAGCCGAAUCUGGAGAUCAACCACCACGCAGAUAAAUCUCUGGACAGUUUCUGUAAGUGGCAGAAAUCGCUGUUGUCUCAUCAGGGAGACGGGAACAGCAUCCCCGAGAACGGUAUCGCUCAUCACGACAACGCUGUGCUCAUCACCAGGUACGACAUCUGCACCUACAAGAACAAGCCGUGUGGUACCCUCGGUUUGGCAUCAGUAGCUGGAAUGUGUGAACCAGAACGGAGCUGCAGCAUUAAUGAAGACAUCGGCCUCGGCUCCGCUUUCACCAUCGCGCAUGAGAUCGGACACAACUUCGGAAUGAACCAUGAUGGAAUCGGGAACGCCUGCGGGACCAAGGGGCACGAGACGGCCAAGCUGAUGGCAGCACACAUCACAGCCAACACCAACCCGUUCUCCUGGUCCACCUGCAGCAAGGACUACAUCACCAGCUUCCUGGACUCAGGUCGGGGAACGUGUUUGGACAACGAGCCCCUGAAGCGCGACUUCCUGUACCCCACCGUGGCUCCGGGGCAGGUGUACGACGCCGACGAGCAGUGUCGCUUUCAGUACGGCGCCUCCUCCAGACAGUGCAAAUAUGGGGAAGUGUGUAGAGAGCUCUGGUGCCUUAGCAAAAGUAACCGCUGUGUCACUAACAGUAUUCCAGCUGCAGAAGGAACGCUGUGCCAAACCGGCAGCAUCGAGAAAGGGUGGUGUUUUCAGGGCGAGUGUGUGGCGUUCGGGACAUGGCCGCACAGUGUGGACGGAGGCUGGGGCCCGUGGACGCAGUGGGGCGAGUGCAGCCGGACGUGCGGCGGCGGAGUUUCCUCGUCCAUGCGUCACUGUGACAGUCCAGCGCCAUCCGGAGGAGGGAAGUACUGUCUUGGGGAGAGGAAGCGCUACAGGUCGUGCAACACCGAUCCCUGUCCAGCAGGAUCACAGGACUUCCGUGAGAAGCAGUGUUCCGACUUUGACAGCAUGCCGUUCCGUGGGAAAUAUUACAGCUGGAAGCCUUACACCGGAGGUGGCGUGAAGCCGUGUGCGCUUAACUGCCUGGCCGAGGGAUACAACUUCUACACGGAGCGUUCUCCUGCCGUCAUCGACGGGACGCGCUGCCAGGCCGACUCGCUGGACAUCUGCAUCAACGGGGAGUGCAAGCAUGUGGGCUGUGACAACAUCCUGGGCUCGGACGCCAGAGAGGACAUUUGCCGUGUGUGUGGAGGAGACGGCAGCACGUGCGAGACCAUUAAAGGCCUGUUCAACGACUCGCUACCCAGAGGAGGUUAUAUGGAAGUUGUCCAGAUUCCUAAAGGUUCCGUCCACAUUGAGAUCCAGGAGGUGGCCAUGUCGAAGAACUACAUCGCUCUAAAAUCUGAAGGAAACGAUUAUUACAUUAACGGCGCAUGGACCAUCGACUGGCCUCGCAAGUUCGACGUCGCAGGAACGGCGUUCCACUACAGGAGGCCGACGGACGCGGUGGAGUCUCUGGAGGCGCUCGGGGCCACCACGGAGAACCUGGUCAUCAUGGUGCUGCUGCAGGAACAGAACCCGGGCAUCAGGUACAAGUUUAACGUUCCCAUCCUGCGGGGGGGCAGCGGGGACACCGACGUGAGCUUUAGCUGGCACCACCUGCCCUGGUCUGAGUGCUCCGCCACCUGCGCCGGAGGCUCGCAGAAACAGGAGGUGGUGUGCAAGAGGCAGGACGAUGACUCGGUGGUCCAAAACAGCUACUGCGACCCUGAGGGGAAACCCCCGGAGAACCAGAGGCCCUGUAAUAUGGAACCCUGUCCACCCGAGUGGGUGAUCGGCGACUGGUCAGACUGCAGUAAGACGUGUGACGGAGGAACGCGCACGCGCACCGUCCUCUGCAUCCGCAAAAUCGGUCCCGCUGACGAGGAGAACCUGGAGGACCUUCAGUGCCUGACGCAUCGACCGAUCGAGCACGAGAGCUGCAACAACCAGUCCUGUCCUCCGCAGUGGGUUCCUCUGGACUGGUCUGAGUGCACCCCGAAGUGUGGCCACGGCUUUAAACACCGCAUCGUGUUGUGUAAGAGCAGUGAUCUGAAUAAAACCUUUCCAGCAGCGCUGUGUUCUGAGCUGAUCAAACCCCCGGUGAGGAUGCGCUGCACUCUGGGACGCUGUCCUCCUCCACGCUGGAUGCCCGGAGAGUGGGGACAGUGUUCAGCUCAGUGCGGUUUGGGACAGCAGAUGCGGACAGUGCAGUGUUUGUCCUACAUCGGACAGCCGUCUAACGAUUGUCCCGAUGCUGUGCGUCCCAGCAUGUACCAGCCGUGCGAGAGUAAAUGUGAUGCCACGCCCAUUGCCAAUGGCGACGAGUGCAAAGACGUGAACAAGGUGGCGUACUGCCCACUGGUGCUCAAGUUCAAAUUCUGCACCCGUGCCUACUUUAGACAGAUGUGCUGCAAAACCUGCCAAGGACACUGAGGAUCCUGCAGAGAGACAGAGAGAGACAGAGAACUGAAGUGGGCUGGAGGACAAGGCUGCUCUCUCUCUCUCUCUCUCUCUCUCUCUCACACACACACACACACACACACCUGCUUUUUCAGCCCUGUGGAACCCAUACCACUGAUCAGCAGCAAGCUGACACCUUUUUAUUUUUAUUUUCACUUCUGUGAAGUGGGAACUUAAUAAUAUGAUCAUUAUUGUUAUUUUAUUACAAUAAUAAUUAUUAUUGAUGUUAUUAUCAUUGUUAUUGCUGUCUGUCUGUCUGUCUGUCUGUCUGUCUGUCAUAAUCCAAAGUGCUGGACACAUCAUAUGCAUAAGCGGCGUUUCUUUCGAGGUUCAUUUUUGUCUCUGCUAUGGCAGUGAACGAACUCUAAUAAAAUCCCAUUUUCAUACUGACACAGACGUGGACAAAAUAAAAGAAACGGAUAUGAAUUUACUGAAGGCACUGCUGGGAAAAUAUAGUCUCUGAGAAUAUAUAUGGACAGGGUAUGUGUGUGUGUGUGUGUGUGUGUGUGUGUGUGUGUGUGAAAAGGCUGCAUCCAGUUAGCUCAUGUUAGCAAUCUAGCUAACAUCAGUCGUGUAGAUGAUAACCGAAUGAAUUAGCAUCUCUACCCGGUGAUAAUCGCUGUGCGGUGAAGGUGAAGUGAGGAUUGCUAAACAUGUCUUGCUAGCCGCGUGCGUGUUGUUCAUGAAUGAUGCUAGCUUGUUAGCUACUUAAAUAAAUGUUUUCAUCAUUCAGCAAGUUUGUGCUAGCAUGUUAGCUCCUGCUAAUCAGUUGUUCAGAAUGUGAAUGUAUGUACAAACUGCUGCUGUAAUAAUAAAGAGUUCCUCCAUGUCCAGUGUUACAGAAAAGCACGACCCCAGCGCCUCUCUCGUUUCUGCGCUUUCUGCUAAGGUUAAAGGUCAUCUAGAAUAAUUUGUAGAUUAAAAAAAAUUAAUCGCUACCAGAAGGCUCAUCAAACUGGAGUGAUUGUAAAUUUCUCCCUUUGAAACCUCACAGAGUGCCUGAUUUUAAGCCCUUAUUUCUAACCAAUUUAACCAUUUCAUGUCCUCGUCGCGAGGCGUUUCUGUUAUUUUGUCCACAUCCAGUAGUCCAGCUCGACAUCCUCCAUCACUCUGCAGACAGACGUUAUGGAUCAGUAACUCCACACCAUCGCCAUACGACACUUCAUAAACUCUCCAUAAUCACAGUUCAGGAUGUUUAAUCGCGGGUUUGGUUAAAAACCCGCGGCCGAGUGAACGCCGCGCCGUCCGCAGAGGUGCAGGCGUAGCGCCGUCCUGUUUGGUGCUCGUUUGGAAGUCGUGAGUGUCAGGAUUCCAGAUGUUCCAGCCGUGGGGCCACCUGUUUUACUGAGUCGAGUCACAUGACUACGGGCAAAGAAUUCCACCCUUGUGUUUGUGAGACUCGAACGGGGCCUGCGGAUCGGAUCAUAAAGUAAAGGAGCACAGAAUGACGUUUAGAUACGGCUUCCAAACCUUUCAGUGCAUCUCUGGUGUUUAAAGAAUUUACAAAUCUGGGAUUUUCGUGUACUGUUUAAAAUGCCUGGGGGCCUGAGAGACACGGUAUGUGCUAUAAGGAGGGGAAUUCAUUCAGAAAGAAAAUCCAGAAUCCUCUCUCAGUAAUCUCUCGCCGGAUCAUGGCCGUGUCCGUGUGCAGGUGAUCUGCUGCUGCGUGGCUCAGGAGGGACAUGCCAGAGCUCGAACAUCUGCCCAGAAUAAAGACUACCUCCCCCAGACACGUGCCCUCUUUCACCCCACGGUUCCCUCCCUCACGCUGCACAGAACCCUCCAUGCUCAGUGCUGCUUUUUCUUCUCAUCUUCUUAAGAGAGAACCUCGAUCCUUUCAGUCCUCUGGUGCUAACGAGAGCUUCGUUUCUCAUCGGUCCUUCAUCCUGGGAUUUUUUUUUAAUUCAAUGUUAGUCUGCGGUUGUCCUUUUACCUCACACUAUACUGAUUACUGAAUUGGAAGGCCAGGUUCUGAGUUAUGUGUAAACCCCACCCACUCCACGUGCUCUCCAUUCAAACGGAACCGAUCCGCUACCAGAUAACUUAUCUGAGAUUCCAAGAGGCGAAGGAUAAUGAGCAGCAGGACCACGGCUCAUUUCUGCUCCAACAAAUCAUGCUCACUUCUUUGCUGCUGCUACUCCGUUGUAGCCACCAAUACGACGUCAGAACAGUUCUGUGUUUGUGUUAGAAAUCAUUUCAACUAGGACUUUUACUCGAGUGAACGUCGAACAGCCGGAAUAAUAAAUCCUGAGGCUUGAAGUAAAGGUUUACUGGCUUCAGAAAAAAAAGAAAAGGAGGCCACAAAGACCAAAAAUCAAAGAUGAACGUGAAACUGGUCCUCUCUCAUCGCUGUGAACUCGUGUCUCUGAAUGUCACAUCACUCAUCCUGUACCUAUAGAAGUGUACCUAUAGAAGUGAGCAUAUGUGAGUGUGUGUAACUGAAUGCGAGUGUGUGUGUGUGUGUGUGUGAGUAAUUUUUUUUUUUUAUUAUUUGCGAUAAAUUGCUUGUAUUUUAUAUUCAGUGUUAAAUGUUGGUACACUGUUACUAAUUUUCCAUUUGUAAAUGAUAUGCUUAUUUAUUUCCAUGUCUCACUUGUCGUACAUGUUUCACGGCACACAAACUCAAAGCUAAAUGAAAAAAAGCGAUGCAUUGAAAUGAUUCCUAUCAGCGUUGUGUCGUUAUCCUGGGGAAAGGGCUCGAGUUUACCCGUGCAUCAUCGCAAAAUGUGUGUUUAAAUGCUUUGGUGGCCUGAGGAGUGUGUGAAUGUUUGUCUGCAUAUUCUGGUCAAAUGUCAAAAGGGAAGUCCCUCAACAAGAUAAACAAGACAAAUAUAGCAGUUUACAAAUGAUGAGCAAAAACAAUAGUAGAUAAGUAAUGGCACAGUUAGCGUAAGAGUCUUUGGCUUGUACACUAUUAUUGGUGAAUCGUACGGUAUGUAAUGAAUCCCGAAUA
Clarias gariepinus (North African catfish) is the source of this 6361-nucleotide messenger RNA. RefSeq names its product ADAM metallopeptidase with thrombospondin type 1 motif, 6 (gene adamts6). Gene Ontology annotation, cellular component: extracellular matrix. The record is from RefSeq and is a predicted model, not a curated record. NCBI's taxonomy places the organism in Eukaryota, Metazoa, Chordata, Actinopteri, Siluriformes, Clariidae. Gene Ontology annotation, biological process: proteolysis; extracellular matrix organization. The transcript has 24 exons. Gene Ontology annotation, molecular function: metalloendopeptidase activity. Bases 28 to 3381 code for a protein of 1117 amino acids.